GGCCUUUCUUUUUCACUUCAGAGAAAGCCGGUCUCACAAUACAGCUGGCAACUGUGGAAAAAGCUUCGAUUCAGCAAGAGCUAACAUGCUUAGGAAUUUAUUUGGGAACUUCUAAAAGACUUCUGCUAACCACCAUCUGGGAUCCACUUCAGGAUUACCAAAAAGGAAAACCUCAUGUAAAAGGAGGCAAGAAGAAAAGAGGACAAACCGGGAAUGAUUAAGACUCUGAAACUUUGCACUGCAGAGCAAAAACUGGUAACUUCAGCUUAAACAUCCCAGAACAUAAAACAGCUUUAACUCUGGAAUAUUCACCUUAACAACUUUGCAAGAAAUACAGCUUUACAAGAAGAGUGGCUGUUUUCCUGUCUUGGAAAGCAGCUUUGUGUGAAAUCUGCAUUCCAUGGGUUGGCUUCCAUGACUGCGUGUUUUAAAGGCUGUUCGUCACUUCACUAAAUCCUGGAUUACUGGAUUUUCUGAGGACAGAAAAUGAGAAUAAUUUCUCGUUGAAGAAACGAGUGGAAACCUUACAGCAACAAAUUGCAUGUUUUAUUUGGAGAUUUCAGAGAAAAAAAGGAAAUAUCUCUAAAACCAUUUCAGUAUCCAAAUAAUUUGCAAAUAAACUGGAGUUUGCAGGGAUCACAAUCUGAAUACCAAAGAAGACCGUGGGGACAAAAAGACUUGUGCACCCUCCACUGGCUGCGCCUUUAUGAUGGUAAGCACUAACAGCUCGCAAUGCUCCUAUGAUGACUCCUUUAAGUACACUCUGUAUGGCUGCAUGUUCAGCAUGGUGUUUGUGCUUGGGUUAAUAUCCAACUGUGUUGCCAUAUACAUCUUCAUCUGCACCCUCAAAGUGCGAAAUGAAACUACAACAUACAUGAUUAACUUGGCAAUGUCAGACUUGCUUUUCGUUUUUACUUUGCCCUUCAGGAUUUUUUACUUUGCAACACGGAACUGGCCAUUUGGAGAUUUACUUUGUAAGAUUUCUGUGAUGCUGUUUUAUACCAACAUGUAUGGAAGCAUUCUGUUCUUAACCUGCAUUAGUGUAGAUCGGUUUCUGGCGAUCGUUUACCCCUUUAAGUCAAAGACUCUAAGAACUAAACGAAAUGCAAAGAUCGUCUGCAUGGCUGUGUGGCUCACAGUGAUCGGAGGAAGUGCACCAGCAGUGUUUUUUCAGUCUACUCACUCUCAGGGUAACAAUACCUCAGAAGCCUGCUUUGAAAACUUUCCAGAAGCCACAUGGAAAACUUAUCUUUCAAGGAUUGUAAUUUUCAUUGAAAUAGUGGGAUUUUUUAUUCCUCUAAUUCUAAAUGUAACUUGUUCUAGUAUGGUGUUGAGAACUUUAAACAAACCUGUUACAUUAAGUAGAAGCAAAAUAAACAAAACUAAGAUUUUAAAAAUGAUAUUUGUACAUUUGGUCAUAUUCUGUUUCUGCUUUGUGCCUUACAAUAUCAAUCUUAUUUUAUACUCUCUGAUGAGAACGCAGAAGUUUGUUAAUUGCUCAGUAGUGGCAGCAGUAAGGACAAUGUACCCAAUCACGCUCUGCAUUGCUGUUUCCAACUGCUGUUUUGACCCUAUAGUUUACUACUUCACGUCGGACACAAUCCAGAACUCCAUAAAAAUGAAAAACUGGUCUGUUAGGAGAAAUGACUCCAGAUUCUCUGAAGUUCAAGGCACAGAGAAUUUUAUUCAACAUAACCUACAGACCUUAAAAAGUAAGAUAUUUGACAAUGAAUCUACAAUAUAAGCUGCCUGAACAAACCUCUGGGACAGAACCUCCAAGUUUCCUCAACUGUGAAAAGUGUUCUCUGGAAAAAGUAUUUCUCACCUCCAAAAGAAAUUAACAUGUGGACAUUUCUAAAGUUUUUAGUAUAAAGAAAGCUUGUAUUCUAUGUAUUAAGCAUUAAAAUAUAUUCUAUUAUUGUAUACACACUCCAUCCUAUAUUUUUCUGAGCCAUUUUGAUUUGUUCAUUAAAAAAUAUGUUAAAACAGUU
Messenger RNA from Ochotona curzoniae (black-lipped pika), 1991 nucleotides. RefSeq names its product lysophosphatidic acid receptor 6 (gene LPAR6). Bases 707 to 1744 code for a protein of 345 amino acids. Gene Ontology annotation, biological process: positive regulation of Rho protein signal transduction; phospholipase C-activating G protein-coupled receptor signaling pathway. The record is from RefSeq and is a predicted model, not a curated record. Gene Ontology annotation, cellular component: membrane. NCBI's taxonomy places the organism in Eukaryota, Metazoa, Chordata, Mammalia, Lagomorpha, Ochotonidae. The transcript has a single exon. Gene Ontology annotation, molecular function: lysophosphatidic acid receptor activity.